AUGGCGCAGGACCGGAGCAGCUCCCCGGACGCUCGUUCAUUAGGCUCAAUUACCCCCGAGCGCAUCACUCUCCGUCCCGAACGAGAGGAACCGGAGCCCAGGCUUUCAUCCCACACGUCCCGCGUCAGAGACGGCGCUACAUUUCACACACACAGAUGUAUUUGUCACCUGCUGAGGAGCCGUGUGAAGCCGCGGCCUCUUUGUGCAGCUCAGGCUCGUGCCGCCAACCCACCACUCAUUACUCACUGCACAAACAAAGGGCCCUUCUCUCUGGAGGCCCUCACCGCACGGAGCCGCGGCUUUGAGCUCAACUUUUCAAAAAGCGUCGCCAUCAGCCGCGCGCUCCUCACUCUCCAGCCGACUUCUUCAAAGUGCCAUGCCUCCACAAAAGAACAUCUCAAACAGCACCUGUCAAAGCAGAUGGGCUGUUUCAGGGCUGGUGUUGGGAGGUGGUGUUGCGGCACGCGCCGGAGAGCCCGCUGUGAGCGCUGA
Molecule: messenger RNA, 492 nt
Organism: Knipowitschia caucasica
Lineage: Eukaryota; Metazoa; Chordata; Actinopteri; Gobiiformes; Gobiidae
Source: the annotation of a GenBank genome assembly